GCGGGGCGUAGCGCCGUGAGGCCGUGAUGACGUACAGGCGUACGCUCGGUGGCUCCUCGGGGAAGAUGGCGGCUGCAUCUUUGAAGGAGAGGAAUUGAGAGUGGGGCGAAGCGAAGAGGACCAGACGGGAGAGCCAUUCCCUGCGGCGCCAAAGGACGCCGCGCUCGCGGUUCGGAGCUCCUCCCGGCCCCCCACGUGACUUAGUAGGAAAAUAUCACCAUGGCUACAGAAAUUGGCUCUCCUCCACGAUUUUUCCAUAUGCCGAGGUUUCAACACCAGGCUCCCCGACAAUUAUUUUAUAAGCGACCUGAUUUUGCACAGCAACAAGCAAUGCAGCAACUCACCUUUGAUGGAAAACGAAUGAGAAAAGCUGUGAACCGAAAAACCAUAGACUAUAAUCCUUCUGUAAUUAAGUAUUUGGAGAAUAGGAUAUGGCAAAGAGAUCAGAGAGAUAUGCGGGCAAUUCAGCCGGAUGCAGGUUAUUAUAAUGAUCUGGUCCCACCUAUAGGAAUGUUGAAUAACCCUAUGAAUGCAGUAACAACAAAAUUUGUUAGGACAUCAACAAACAAAGUAAAAUGCCCAGUAUUUGUUGUGAGGUGGACCCCGGAAGGAAGACGGUUGGUCACUGGAGCUUCUAGUGGGGAGUUCACCUUGUGGAAUGGGCUGACUUUCAACUUUGAAACCAUAUUGCAGGCUCAUGAUAGCCCUGUGAGGGCCAUGACUUGGUCACAUAAUGACAUGUGGAUGUUGACAGCAGAUCAUGGAGGAUAUGUGAAAUAUUGGCAAUCCAACAUGAACAACGUCAAGAUGUUCCAGGCACAUAAGGAGGCGAUUAGAGAGGCCAGUUUCUCACCCACGGAUAAUAAAUUUGCUACAUGCUCUGAUGACGGCACUGUUAGAAUCUGGGAUUUUCUUCGUUGCCAUGAGGAAAGAAUUCUCCGAGGUCAUGGUGCUGAUGUGAAGUGUGUAGACUGGCAUCCAACCAAAGGGUUAGUCGUUUCAGGAAGUAAAGAUAGCCAGCAGCCAAUCAAGUUCUGGGAUCCCAAGACUGGGCAGAGUCUUGCAACACUUCAUGCCCAUAAAAACACAGUGAUGGAAGUGAAAUUAAACCUCAAUGGCAACUGGCUCCUCACAGCGUCCCGGGACCACCUUUGUAAGCUUUUUGAUAUCCGAAACCUGAAAGAAGAGCUUCAAGUAUUCCGAGGUCACAAGAAGGAAGCUACAGCGGUAGCCUGGCAUCCUGUUCAUGAAGGACUUUUUGCCAGUGGAGGAUCUGAUGGCUCGUUGUUGUUCUGGCAUGUUGGGGUAGAGAAGGAGGUAGGUGGGAUGGAAAUGGCCCACGAAGGGAUGAUCUGGAGUUUGGCUUGGCAUCCUCUGGGACAUAUUCUCUGCUCAGGCUCAAAUGACCAUACCAGCAAAUUCUGGACUCGAAACCGGCCAGGUGAUAAAAUGCGAGACCGAUACAACCUGAACCUCUUGCCUGGCAUGUCAGAAGACGGAGUAGAGUAUGAUGACCUGGAACCUAAUAGCCUGGCAGUGAUCCCAGGGAUGGGAAUACCAGAGCAGCUGAAGUUGGCCAUGGAGCAGGAGCAGAUGGGGAAAGAUGAAUCAAAUGAAAUUGAAAUGACAAUUCCAGGCUUGGAUUGGGGAAUGGAGGAAGUAAUGCAAAAGGAUCAGAAAAAAGUUCCUCAGAAGAAAGUCCCUUAUGCAAAGCCCAUUCCUGCUCAGUUCCAACAGGCCUGGAUGCAAAAUAAAGUUCCAAUUCCUGCUCCAAAUGAGGUGCUGAAUGACAGGAAAGAGGAUAUUAAGUUAGAAGAGAAGAAAAAAACACAAGCAGAAAUUGAGCAAGAAAUGGCCACAUUGCAGUACACCAACCCUCAGCUUUUAGAGCAACUUAAAAUUGAAAGGCUUGCACAGAAGCAGGCUGAUCAGAUCCAGCCCCCUCCCUCAUCUGGUACCCCUCUCCUCGGACCUCAGCCCUUUUCUGGUCAAGGUCCAAUAUCUCAGAUUCCUCAAGGUUUUCAGCAGCCUCAUCCAUCUCAGCAGAUGCCCUUGGUGGCUCAAAUGGGACCUCCAGGUCCGCAGGGCCAGUUCAGAGCCCCUGGACCUCAGGGACAAAUGGGACCACAAGGCCCUCCAAUGCAUCAAGGAGGUGGGGGGCCACAAGGAUUCAUGGGACCACAAGGACCCCAGGGCCCUCCCCAGGGACUGCCACGGCCUCAGGACAUGCAUGGUCCACAAGGAAUGCAGAGGCACCCUGGACCUCAUGGCCCUUUGGGUCCCCAAGGGCCCCCUGGACCUCAAGGUAGUUCUGGUCCUCAAGGUCAUAUGGGUCCUCAGGGUCCACCAGGACCUCAGGGUCACAUUGGCCCCCAAGGCCCACCUGCUCCUCAGGGCCACAUGGGCCCACAGGGUCCUCCUGGUACUCAAGGAAUGCAGGGGCCACCUGGUCCCAGAGGAAUGCAAGGACCGCCUCAUCCUCAUGGGAUACAGGGUGGGCCAGCGUCUCAAGGGAUGCAGGGACCUCUGAUGGGACUGAAUCCAAGAGGAAUGCAGGGGCCUCCAGGACCUCGGGAGAAUCAGGGUCCUGCUCCUCAAGGGAUGAUGAUUGGCCACCCACCUCAAGAGAUGAGAGGACCACACCCUCCAAGUGGAUUGCUGGGACAUGGCCCUCAGGAAAUGAGAGGUCCUCAGGAGAUGCGGGGCAUGCAGGGGCCUCCACCACAGGGGUCAAUGUUGGGCCCUCCCCAGGAACUUCGAGGACCCUCAGGUUCACAAGGGCAGCAAGGGCCACCCCAGGGCUCUAUGGGACCUCCACCCCAGGGUGGCAUGCAAGGACCUCCUGGACCUCAGGGACAACAGAACUCGGCAAGAGGGCCACAUCCAUCUCAAGGGCCAAUACCAUUCCAGCAACAGAAAGCACCUCUGCUAGGUGAUGGGCCCCGGGCCCCCUUCAAUCAGGAAGGACAGAGUACAGGUCCCCCACCCUUGAUACCAGGCCUAGGGCAACAGGGAGCACAAGGCCGCAUCCCUCCUCUGAACCCUGGACAAGGACCUGGCCCUCACAAAGGGACCAAAGGGAGAAGGGAGAGACAUGCAAGUGGCCUACCAUCCCCUCCUGGAUUAGUUGCCACCACCACCACAUCACCGUUUGUAGUGGUGACUCUCGGGGCCCUCCCAACCACCACCUGGGUCCCAUGUCAGAGAGGCGGCAUGAGCAGAGCGCUGGACCUGAGCAUGGUCCUGACAGGGGGCCUUUCCGGGGUGGCCAGGACUGCAGGGGUCCUCCUGACAGGCGUGGUGCUCACCCUGAUUUCCCUGAUGACUUCAGACCAGAUGACUUUCAUCCUGACAAGCGUUUUGGCCACCGGUUACGGGAAUUUGAGGGACGAGGAGGACCCUUACCACAAGAAGAGAAGUGGAGGCGAGGGGGCCCUGGACCCCCCUUUCCACCUGAUCACAGGGAAUUCAAUGAGGGGGAUGGCCGGGGUGCAGCCCGAGGCCCUCCAGGGGCAUGGGAAGGCCGUAGACCUGGAGAUGAACGCUUCCCCCGGGAUCCUGAUGACCCACGAUUUCGAGGGCGCAGGGAAGAAAGCUUUCGACGAGGGGCUCCCCCAAGACACGAAGGCCGUGCUCCUCCAAGAGGAAGGGACAACUUUCCUGGUCCUGAUGACUUUGGUCCAGAAGAAGUUUUUGAUGCUUCUGAUGACACAGCCCGAGGACGAGAUCUCAGAGGUCGAGGCCGUGGCACCCCUCGAGGGGGAUCCAGGAAGUGCUUACUCCCCACUCCUGAUGAGUUUCCUCGCUUUGAAGGAGGACGGAAGCCAGACUCCUGGGAUGGAAACCGAGAGCCCGGACCAGGUCAUGAACACUUUCGUGAUGCUCCCCGUCCUGAUCAUCCCCCUCACGAUGGCCACUCACCAGCUAGCAGAGAGCGUUCCUCUUCUCUCCAAGGCAUGGACAUGGCCUCCCUACCACCCCGGAAGCGCCCCUGGCAUGAUGGCUCGGGCACUUCUGAACACAGAGAGAUGGAGGCCCAAGGAGGCCCCUCGGAGGACCGAGGAAGCAAAGGCCGAGGUGGCCCAGGACCUUCCCAGAGAGUGCCAAAAUCUGGGCGUUCCAGCUCUUUGGAUGGAGACCAUCAUGAUGGAUACCACAGAGACGAACCUUUUGGUGGCCCUCCAGGCAGCAGUUCAUCUUCUCGAGGGGGCCGGAGUGGCAGUAACUGGGGUAGAGGGAGUAACAUGAACUCUGGCCCUCCAAGGCGGGGCACUUCUAGAGGAAGUGGGAGGGGUCGGUAGGAGGCUACGUAGCCCCAGGCCUCUGGAUACUAUUUAAGACGCUCUUGUGGACUUGCCACUGAAGCAAGAACAAGCCUUUACCACUGUAGCCCUGGAUGCUUCUUCUGGGGUAGCUGAGUUCCAGGAGCCCAGUGAGAUGCUGGAGACGAAAAGACUGCUGCCAACUCCCUCCCCAGGGUAGUUGGCCCUGGUUUGUCUUGUAUCUCCUCAUUGCUCUGACUCUCCCGUUUGUUUGUGAAGAUAAAAGCUGGAAUCCUUUUUUUUUAAGUGUCAUGAGAAAUGGAGCACCUCCACAAAGUUAAGUUCAUGUCCAAUUGGAAAUUUAUUUCUAUAUGUACAGUUUGUCAGAGAAAAAAAAAAAACCUUGUUUUGUAUGAA
Messenger RNA from Arvicanthis niloticus (Nile rat), 4679 nucleotides. RefSeq names its product WD repeat domain 33 (gene Wdr33). Gene Ontology annotation, biological process: mRNA 3'-end processing. Gene Ontology annotation, cellular component: mRNA cleavage and polyadenylation specificity factor complex. Gene Ontology annotation, molecular function: protein binding. The record is from RefSeq and is a predicted model, not a curated record. NCBI's taxonomy places the organism in Eukaryota, Metazoa, Chordata, Mammalia, Rodentia, Muridae.